AUGCAAGUUGAUGAUAAAUUUGUCAGGGAGAUGUUCCUGGAGCGUCUGCCCGCAGAUGUUCAAACGAUCCUGGCUUCCGGCUCUCAAGACCUUACGGUCUCACAGCUGGCUGAGAUGGCGGAUCGAAUGAUAGAGGUGCAGCGAUUCCAGUCACCUUCCGUUGCCCAGAUCUCCUCAUCUUCAUCGUCAGUGAAUGAAAAUCUAGUGAAACAGGUGUCGGCCAUGGCGGCUGAGAUGGCCUCCCUUAAAAUACAGCUCGCCCGCCUAACUUCCAGUCGCUCACGCAGUCGUCGUCGUUAUCGUUCGCGACCUCGGACUGCUGAUAUUUGCUGGUACCACACUAAUUUCGGCGUAAAGACCCGUCGCUGUUCCUCACCCUGCUCUUUUAAACCGAAACAGGGAAACCAGCCAGCCAGAGAAUAG
Molecule: messenger RNA, 423 nt
Organism: Spirometra erinaceieuropaei
Lineage: Eukaryota; Metazoa; Platyhelminthes; Cestoda; Diphyllobothriidea; Diphyllobothriidae
Source: the annotation of a GenBank genome assembly